CAAACACUUGAGCAUUUUUGCGCCCUAUAAAUAGUUGUAAACCCCUUUUGAAACUUCAAACCAAGAAAGCUAAGGAGAUCAAGCACCUCAGCAAAAAUGGCUACAAGUAAUUUGCAAACUCUUGUUCCUGUUCUAUCUCUCCUUCUCCUGGCUCAUGUUUCGACCUCCUACGGGGGUGGCAUUGCGGUUUACUGGGGCCAAAGCGCCGCUGAAGGAACCCUAAGAGAAGCAUGUGCCACAGGAAGAUACAAGUACGUUAUGCUUGCUUUCCUCAACAAGUUCGGCAGCGGUCGUGCCCCGUCGAUCAACCUCUCUGGCCAUUGUAACCCCGCAAAUGGCGGUUGCACGGUGGCCAGCCGAAACAUCAAGUUCUGUCAAAGCAAAGGGAUAAAGGUUCUCCUCUCCAUUGGAGGUGGCAUUGGAAGCUACUCCCUUGCAUCUCCUACUGAUGCCAAAAACUUUGCCACCUAUCUCUACAACCACUACCUUGGUGGCCGAUCAUCCGCUCGACCAUUGGGGGACGCUGUGUUGGACGGUAUCGACUUCGACAUCGAGCUUGGCUCGACUGCGAAUUGGCAAUACCUUGCAAGGUACCUAAAGGAGUUGAGCAAGCCAAAUAAGCGAGUUUACUUAUCAGCUGCUCCACAAUGUCCAUACCCUGAUAGAUUUCUUGGCAAAGCCCUCAACACAGGCCUUUUCGACUACGUUUGGGUUCAGUUCUACAACAAUCCUCCAUGCCAAUACCAACCCGGCAACAUCAACAAGCUCAUAUCCUCAUGGAAUCGUUGGACGUCGUCGGUGAGGGGCUCAGGGAAGAUUUUCCUUGGCUUGCCAGCAGCUCGAGGAGCUGCGGGGAGUGGAUAUAUUCCACCUAAUGUGCUCACUUCUCAGAUUCUUCCCAAGAUAAAGAGGUCCCCCAGAUAUGGAGGAGUGAUGUUGUGGUCUCGUUAUUGGGAUAAGCAGACAGGAUAUAGUUCUGCCAUUUUCAGAAGUGUCUGAUAUAUAUAUAUAUAUACAUAUAAUGAUGUUCUCUAUGAGCUUCGAAUAAAUUACAUAGGGGCAUUAUGUUGUUUGUAUUAUGUUGUGUUAGUUUCUUUCACGUACUGUCUUUAUAUAUAAUAAUCAUCCUAUGAAGGUGAUAAUAUAA
This is a messenger RNA of Momordica charantia (bitter melon), 1147 nucleotides long. RefSeq names its product hevamine-A-like. Gene Ontology annotation, cellular component: extracellular region. Gene Ontology annotation, molecular function: chitinase activity. Gene Ontology annotation, biological process: carbohydrate metabolic process. Lineage: Eukaryota; Viridiplantae; Streptophyta; Magnoliopsida; Cucurbitales; Cucurbitaceae. The record is from RefSeq and is a predicted model, not a curated record.